AUGCUUCUUCCUACUGGAUAUAAUUCUAAUCAACCUCCUUUUACUGAAAAAUUUUAUAGAUUAUCAAAAGGAACAUUAGAAGAAUCAGAAGAUGAUGGAAAAGAAAUCAUUAUAGAUGAAGAUGAAGAUAAUGAUAUAUUUGAAGUAGAUGAAUUAG
Messenger RNA from Funneliformis caledonium, 157 nucleotides. The record is from the annotation of a GenBank genome assembly. Lineage: Eukaryota; Fungi; Glomeromycota; Glomeromycetes; Glomerales; Glomeraceae.